AAAAUUAUAAAACCCGUAGAGCAGAAAUGCAGCAUUCCCUCAUUUUCCGAUUCUCUUCUCCGAUCCCAUAGUUCCUUCCUUUCCUUAUUCUUUUUUUUAACGUUUUAAUCUCUUUCUGGAAGUUGAAUUGUUGGUCGUGAAAACUCUGGGGUUAGGGUUUUUGAGAGAUGGCGCAACAGUCCCUGAUCUACUCCUUCGUUGCGCGUGGCACGGUGAUCCUCGCCGAGUACACCCAGUUCUCCGGUAAUUUCAACACCAUCGCCUCUCAAUGCCUCCAGAAGCUUCCUGCCAACAAUAACAGGUUCACUUAUAAUUGCGAUGGCCACACCUUCAAUUACCUCGUUGAUAAGGGAUUCACCUACUGUGUAGUUGCUACUGAAUCUGCGGGUAGGCAAAUUCCAAUUGCAUUUCUGGAAAGAAUUAAGGAAGACUUCUCGAAAAGAUAUGGUGGAGGGAAAGCUGCAAAUGCUAAAGCCAAGUCACUUAAUAAAGAAUUUGGGUCCAAAUUGAAGGAGCAUAUGAAGUACUGUUCGGAACACCCUGAAGAGAUUUGCAAACUUGCCAAAGUGAAGGCUCAGGUUUCUGAAGUCAAGGGUGUUAUGAUGGAAAACAUUGAGAAGGUCCUCGACCGUGGUGAGAAGAUCGAGGUGCUGGUGGAUAAAACUGACAGCCUUCGUUCACAGGCACAGGAUUUUAAGAAGCAAGGAACAAAGCUUAAACAAAAGAUGUGGUAUGAGAAUAUGAAGAUGAAAUUGAUUGUUUUCGGGCUCGUUUUUGCAAUAUUUCUGGUCAUGUUUCUUUCCAUCUGCCAUGGCUUCAAGUGUACCGAAUAAAAUGUUGAA
Messenger RNA from Hibiscus syriacus, 842 nucleotides. RefSeq names its product putative vesicle-associated membrane protein 726. Bases 168 to 833 code for a protein of 221 amino acids. Gene Ontology annotation, biological process: vesicle-mediated transport. The transcript is spliced from 5 exons. NCBI's taxonomy places the organism in Eukaryota, Viridiplantae, Streptophyta, Magnoliopsida, Malvales, Malvaceae. The record is from RefSeq and is a predicted model, not a curated record. Gene Ontology annotation, cellular component: membrane.